Molecule: messenger RNA, 636 nt
Organism: Ogataea philodendri
Lineage: Eukaryota; Fungi; Ascomycota; Pichiomycetes; Pichiales; Pichiaceae
Exons: 1
Coding region: 1-636 (211 amino acids)
Source: RefSeq, a predicted model, not a curated record
AUGGCGUCGAACUCCUUCUUCCAAACGGCGUUGCCCUCCGCAGACGUCACGUCGCCAAACAGCUUGGUGAACACCUCGUCGUACCACUCAACGGGAACAGGAGUCAGGCCUUCCUUGAUGUUGUCCUGCAGCUCGUUCCAGUCCGACAGAUUGUCCUUCGGGAAGAUCACCGUCUUGACACCAGACCGUCUGGCCGCCAGAGUCUUCUCCUUCAGGCCGCCGAUCCGCAGAACUCGGCCCGUCAACGUCAGCUCGCCCGUCAUCGCAACGUCCGGCUCCAAAGGCCGGUUCAGGGCAAGCGACAGGAACGACGACGUGAUCGCAACUCCCGCAGAAGGCCCGUCCUUCGGAGUCGCACCCUCAGGGAAGUGCAAAUGCAUCUGCGCCCGAUCAAAGAACCGGUUUUCCACAAAACGCUUGGCAAGGAACAUCUUGGAAAACGAGUACGCUAUCCGCACAGACUCCUUCAUCACGUCUCCCAGCUGUCCGGUCCGCUCCACCUUUGGUGUCGAGUCCUUGUUGAUCGCAUGCUCUAAAAUAGACUCGAUGUACAACGCAGAACCUCCCGUUGAGGUCCACGCCAGUCCCAUCACAACUCCAGGUGGUGUAGUCUCGUACAGUCUGUCUGCAGUGUAA